Dermochelys coriacea (leatherback sea turtle) is the source of this 3856-nucleotide messenger RNA. Its product is annotated as caspase-14-like. The record is from RefSeq and is a predicted model, not a curated record. NCBI's taxonomy places the organism in Eukaryota, Metazoa, Chordata, Testudines, Dermochelyidae. Bases 172 to 1263 code for a protein of 363 amino acids. The transcript has 7 exons. Gene Ontology annotation, biological process: proteolysis. Gene Ontology annotation, molecular function: cysteine-type endopeptidase activity.
AGGAAGCCGCCAGGCCGGACGGGAGACGCGUGCCUGGAAAGAGCUGGAGUCCCGGGUUUCGCGGGGGGCGCGGCUGCCGCUGGCUUUCCCGUGCCCACAAAUCCCGCCUCUUCCCAGGCUCCGCCGUGCGGACGCCGCUCGCCGGGGAGCGGAUCCCGGACCCAGCCGGGGAUGGAGCGCCUGGUCCACGCCGCCUUGGCGCAGCUGAGCGAGGAGGAGCUGGCGCGCUGCGCCUUCUACCUGCGGAGCCCGGAGCCGGCGGGCGGCGCCCGGGCCGAGCUCCAAGGCGCAGGCGGGAGCCCGGCGCGGCUGGCGCAGCGCUACGCGGGCCGGGCCGCCGAGGUGCUGCGAGAGGCGCUCCGCCACAUGGGCCGCCGCGACCUGAGCGAGGCGCUGGCCGGGCAGGAAAAGGCGGGAGCAGCGGCCGCGCCAGCUGCUGUACUGAGAACUGGUGAACAACAAACCACGAAUCAGACAAGUGAUACAAGUUUUAAAGGAAGACGAACUGAGCAAAGUGACUAUGAGGCAUUGGAUAUGUAUGACAUGAGCAAAACCCGUGUGGCUUUUAUGAUGUGUGUGACAACACACAGGUGCGGUGCAGAAAAGGAUAUUGAAAUAAUGAAUAAGUGGUUUGACAAGUAUCAGUUUGAAACACCUUCUGGACAGUGCAUAGAUCCUAAUGGGCAGGAAAUAUUGCCAGCAUUGGAAGAGUUCCGGGAUCAAAUCAAUCAAUCUGAGGAUGAAAUUAGCUGCUGCCUCAUUGCUCUUAUGAGUCAUGGGAGGAGUCACGGCCUCAUUCAGGGGAAAGAUGGUGACACUGUUGAUCUUGAUGAUAUAUUUGCAUUAUUCAACAAUGUACAAUGCCCAAAGCUCCAAGAAAAACCUAAAAUCUUUAUCAUUCAGGCAUGCAGAGGAGGAAAAGAAGACCAUGGAGUUGAAGAAAUAGAGCAUGAAUUCAAGGAAGCUGAUUGUACUUAUAACUUGAUAGCUAUCAGGAGGUUGCCAACAGCUAGUGAUUACUAUGUCGUGUAUUCCACUCAAAAGGGUUAUGUUUCUUUGCGUAACAGGGAAAAAGGCUCUAGAAUGAUUGAAGCAAUGGAUGAGGUCUUUUCAGAGCAAGGCAUGAAGUGGCAUAUCGGCGAUUUAUUUACUAAAAUCAAUAACAACCUGAUGCACGAAACUUUUAGUAUCCAUGGAUGCCCUGUGAAAGAGACAAUAGUCGUCGAAUCAACUCUGACCAAAGCCGUGUACCUUGCACCUUAACUGGUUGUUCAGUGGAAGACUCACUGCCUUUUGAAUUGCUCAAAAUACAGACAGUGAAUAAAAAUAAAAUAAAUACAGAUAAUAAAGUUUAAAUAGUCACCUUUUUCCAAAUUAUAGCAAAAUUCUUUAGGAUGUUCCUUUUAACUAACUAGAUUUAUUACUGCAUUUUAACAGCUAUUUUCAAUAAUGGCAUUUUUUUUUCAACAAAUAGUCCCAUUUUUAGAGAGCACUUUUUUACAGGAUCUUUGAAAAAACCCAGUUUACGAUCUUAUAUUUGUCUUCAUUUAUAAAUAAAGUCAACCAGUAAAAACAGUUUUAUGUUGAGAGAUCACUGGCUCCUUUUCCAGUUCUGCAGAGGGCAUUUUCUCGUUCCCUGUACUACUACUUAAAACUCUACCAUAAGUUCUACCCUAACAUCCAACAAAUCUCUUACAACAGCUUAGUCCUAAGUAUUAGCCUGGGGAGUCUGUUCUAGCAGCAGUGCGACAGAGUUGUUUGAAUGUUACCAAUAAUGUGUCCAGUAAUUUCAAGUGUGUGGUGAUGCACGUCAUGUAUCUGAAGAGAAUAAUGGGCCCAACCACUCUAUUUCCAAGGCAAAAUAAGCCUACUCUUCAAGUCCAUGGGAGUCUUUCCAUUGAUUUCGGUGGAUUUUGGAUGAAGUGCUAAACGGGGGGUGCUGUUCAUAACAUUAGAAGGGAGGGGGAAGAUUCUUCCUAUGUUGCAUAGGAUUUACUGUAUUGGCUCAGAUUAGGUACCCACUUAUUCUACAGAUUAUCUGUUAAUAUGCAUUGCUUUAUCUUUACCCAGUUUAAAUUUAAUCUGUUCCCACUGCACCCAGGCCCACAACAUGUUUGGUUAUCCUGAAUUUUGCACUAUCAGUAAGUUUUGUACUGUAAUAUAUUAGUAUUAAGAAGUUAAGAUAAUGAUAAAGCCGUUAUAUUAUAUAAUGACAUAUUCUCAUCAUAAGGAAAUGUGACUAAAUUUGUACUCAAUCUUUUUAAAAAAGGGGAGACAUAGAAGCAGUAUGUUAUCAUAUUUAACUUGACUUUUUAAACUUUAUUAUCUGUAUUUAUUUUAUUUUUAUUCUCCAUUUGCAUUUUGUGCAAUUCACAUAAAAAUUGUGAAGGAUAUAGAUAACUUAAUGCUGAAGAAAACACCCAAAUUAUAAAAUGUUUGAGUCUCUCCCUGAGGCUGACCAUUCCAAUGAUCUUAUAUGUAUAUAGUUUCCUGUUUGCAUCCCUUCUCUGUUUUCCUCUGUCACAAGGGAAGAAAUGCAAGCAUAUUUUAAAAUUAAAAAUAUGGCUUCUAAUUUUGAAUUAUUAAAUCAAAUUAAUCCUUGUGUAGCACUGGAGAGAGAAGGGUUAUUUUGGAGACAAAUUUGAUCCAUGUUUUGUUUUCUCUGCAAGGUAUCGCUGAUUUUAGUAAACCAAAGAGCCACCAAUAUAUGUUCGACCCAACCUGAGGAGCCUGGUAUCUUGUGAUCCAUGGGGCUUGAAGAGCAAAAAAUGAGGAAAAAAUAGAAAGGCAUUAAAAGUACCCAGUCUAUUUUUUUUAAUCAACUGGGAAAGGAAAGAGAAUAGAAAAACAGUAGAGGAGAUGACAAAGAUGAACCAGAACAGAAACAUAAAUAAAGUGGCCCUACCUUUUUUAAAGAUUUAGUACCACUGAUAUACAGUGUGUAUUGAAUGUUCAAAAAAAGAAAAGGAGUACUUGUGGCACCUUAGAGACUAACAAAUUUAUUAGAGCAUAAGCUUUCGUGAGCUACAGCUCACUUCAUCGGAUGCAUUGAAUGUUCAGUAUGCCAUUGAAAUGCUGAUUCUACCAGCCAUAAGUACCAUCUUUAAAGCUUUAGAGCCUUAGGAUAUGUCCACCCAGCAACAGACACUUGCGAUUGGCCCACGCUAUCCAACUCGGGCUCACAGAGCUAGGGCUGUAGGGUGACUGUUUUAUUGCUGUGUAGACUUCCAGGCUUGGGCUGGAGCCUGGGCUCUAGGAUCCUGCUGAGGGGAGCAGGGGGGAAGGGCCCCACAACUUGGGCUCUAGCCCAAGCCCAGAAAUCUAUACAGCCCCAUAGCCUGAGCCUUGCAAGCCCUUGUCAGCUAGGAUGAGCCAGCCAUGGAUUUUUUUCAUUGCUGUGUAGAUAUGCUCCUUCUUGUCAUCUUAUUUAGAGCAAUUUCUUGGAAACCUUUACUUAUAUGAGUUGCCUCAAUGAUGUGAAUUAAACUAUUAACAAGUAAAAAUUAUUCCUAGGAGCAGGCAUACUUGCAUUACCUUAGCAUAUGUAGCAAGUAUAUAAUAUCAAAUACACGUUUAAGAGGGGCUAUUUAACUCAACUGGAAAAAAGUAGGAUACUUCAGGACACUUCUUUUUUUUUUAAACCAUCAAUGACUACAUACAUUAGUGUUAAAUACCGUGGCUUGGGGAAUAUCUGAAACUUCUGACUAACCAGGUGUACGGAUUAAUGGAAGUGCUAUUCUGUGGUGCAGUGUCACUGAUACAGAAAUACAGGGAACAGAGGGAGUAAUGCUGAUGUUAGCUUAAUGCUUUGUACUCUAUUAAAAAGAGUAAAAAAAAAAACUUUAUUGAGACCUGC